Molecule: messenger RNA, 1365 nt
Organism: Acaulospora morrowiae
Lineage: Eukaryota; Fungi; Glomeromycota; Glomeromycetes; Diversisporales; Acaulosporaceae
Source: the annotation of a GenBank genome assembly
AUGUUUGGCGAACAAUUAAACAGCGCGACGCCCCUCCAAAGUAAUGCUCCAAGAACACCUAUAUCGCAAAUUAGAUCUUCCUCAAAGCCUAUUUCCAAAGUUAGGUUGGCCUCAAAGUCUACUUCCCAAAUUAGCUCGGACGUAGAGCAUACUCCAGAUACACCUUUGUAUUAUUCGGUAAAACAAACACAAUAUAAUACACAUGUUUCUGAGGUCGACCAAACUCGAAUGCAAGUAGACAGCAUAUUUCGACUGAUUUUCUCAUAUACGUGGGUAAUUAAAGACUUCCAAGAUUUUUUCAAAAAUCCGAAUGGUUCCGAAAUUUAUAGCGAUAGAUUCACAUCGUCUCCGUUUUACUCGGCUACACGAACCUCGGGGAUCGAUGAAUUUCCAGACUUAAGAUAUUCUUGGCGUUUGGUACUUUAUCCAAAUGAUAUCUUGCUUCAGGAGAAGAAUUUUAUCUCAGUCUUUCUUUUAUCAUAUCCAAGUGAUCUUGAGAGGAGGAAUAGCUUAUCUAAGAUUGUUAGAGUUGGCUUCGAUCUAUAUAGAGUUGAGGGUGACUCGAUCGACAGAAAUAAUAGUACAUCGGAUUCAAUGAUGAGACUUUUAAAGUCUCAUCAACCGUCAACGGAAGUGUUUUAUUUGGGUGAUGAAACGACGCGUCACGGGAUACGGAGAUUCAGUGAUUUCGGAAGUAUAUUUCCUGACAACAAUACCAACAAAUCCACAUCAAUAGCGAUCCGAGUAAAUUUUUAUCAUGUAGACGAAGUUAUGGAUGUCAUGUCUCGUUCCAAAAAUAUAGAGCCAGACUAUCUCGAGCUUUUUAACAAUCCGGUCCAUAGCGACAUCAUAUUUCAAUUGGAUUGUGGAAAACAAAUUUAUGCUUAUAGUGAAUUUCUCGCAAAAAAGUCGCGCUUUUUAAAAGAACUAUUUGGUCAGGUGAUUGUGGAUAUCGGAAAAAAGAAUAUAGGAGCAAAACGAAUUAUGAUCCGAGAUGCGGAAUACGAUCAUUUCAGAAUAAUGAUUUAUUUUGCAUAUACUGGAAAAUUUGAGCAAAAGCAUGGAAAAUUAUCCUUUGAUGAUUUGUUACAUUUGAUUAGGUUAGCACAGUCAUUUGAAUUUCGAGAUUUUGAGAAUGAGGUGUUAGAAAGACUCGGAAAUAUUAUUAAUUUAGAUAAUUGGAGUGAUAUUCUCAAGGUUAGCAGGAGAGUGUGUAGUGAUGAAUUGAAAUACAAGGUAUUGAGAUUUGUUAGUGAAAAUUGGAAUCAGGUCAGAGGAACGCAAAAGAUGAGGGGGUUGAUAAAUCUUGAUGAUUUCGAAUUAACAGAGGAAUUGUUUUGGGCGCGAUUUGUUAACUAUCGCUAG